AUGGCAUCGCCGUCGACAUCUGCUGACGCGUUUGAGACUUGCCAAAAGUGUUUGGCGGGUAGCGCCGCCGCCGCCAUCAGCAAGACAACAACUGCACCAUUCGACAGAGUCAAAUUGGUCCUUCAGCUACAACGCGCUGGAACCAGUGCUGAAUACAACGGAAUCAAAGAUUGCAUCACAAAAAUUCAUGUCGAACAGGGAGUGCUUGCACUAUGGCGUGGAAAUGGCGCCGGCGUCGCGCGAUGUCUGCCGAAUCACACGUUGAACUUUGCCUUUCGCGAUAUCUAUCGCAAAUUGAUAUUGAAAGAUGUCGAUAGGAAAUCCGAGUUCAAAAAGUUUCUCGCAGGAACCUUUGUAUCAGGGGGUCUUGGAGGAGCCACAACAUUAUCGCUGCUGUAUCCAUUGGAUUUCGCAAGGACUCGCUUAGCGGUUGACACCAAUCCGGAUGGAUCGAAAAAAUAUAAUGGCAUGGUUCAAUGCCUUCGCAAAAUCAGUGCAAAAGAAGGAAUCGGCGCUUGGUACAAAGGCCUCUCUUCCGCCUUGCAAUUCGUCGUAGCAUCGCGUGCAAUCUUUUUCGGUAUUUUUGAUAGUAUUCGCACCAGCGUCAAUGACCCAAACUCGCUCAAUUUUGCUGCAUGCUGGGCUAUUGCUCAGGUUUCUAUCAUCACUAGCGGAUUGACAUGCUACCCGCUGGACACUAUUCGACGCAGUAUGAUGUUGCAAUCGGGUAAACGUGUCAAAAUCUAUACGAGUAACAUGGACUGCUGGAAGAAAAUCUACAAGAAGGAUGGUGUUUGUGGAUUCUAUCGUGGCGCACUCACCAAUUCGUUGCGAUCAACUGGUGGCGCACUAAUAAUAACAUUCUACUACGAGUUUUCAAAAUAUUUGUGA
Messenger RNA from Caenorhabditis bovis, 891 nucleotides. The record is from the annotation of a GenBank genome assembly. Lineage: Eukaryota; Metazoa; Nematoda; Chromadorea; Rhabditida; Rhabditidae.